Sorex araneus (European shrew) is the source of this 5726-nucleotide messenger RNA. It is a transcript of the gene DNAAF2, whose product is annotated as dynein axonemal assembly factor 2. The transcript is spliced from 3 exons. Bases 1135 to 3546 code for a protein of 803 amino acids. Gene Ontology annotation, biological process: axonemal dynein complex assembly. Gene Ontology annotation, cellular component: cytoplasm. Lineage: Eukaryota; Metazoa; Chordata; Mammalia; Eulipotyphla; Soricidae. The record is from RefSeq and is a predicted model, not a curated record.
AGGAAGCAAUGACAAAAGUUGGAAAAGGCACGAACCUGACCAGAGAUGGAAGCAUUUAUUUAAGGGCAUGCAAGAGACAGUCUGGCAGUGCAUGAUGGGAUAAAGAGGGACCAAGGGAUAUUUGGGUAACUGGAUGGAUGGCACUAUUAGCUGAGAAUAAAGAAAUGAUAGACAGUAUUUCUAUUUUGAGAUGCCUAUCAGACACAUGGAGCUACCUGGCAGGCAGUGGUAUUCACCUUGAGUUCAGGAAAUUAAUAUUGAUAUUGGACCCACAGUAGUCAAUCAUCCUGCAUGAGAUCCAUGAGGGUAUCACCUUUUUCACAGGCAUAUUUGAAAAUUUUUAUAAUUAAGAGAAAUCCUCUGUGAUCUGUGUACAAUUGUGAAAUUUCCACAAAGUGUACAUCCUACUGCCAAGUUGAUCUUCACCACUCCUUUUUUUUGGGGGGGGGGGAAUCAUACUCAGGGUUCCUUCUAGUGGUGCUUAGGAGACCAUCUGGGAUGCCGGAGAUUGAACUCGGGUCAGACGCUUGCAAGACAAACGCCCUACCCCCUGUACUAUCGCUCGCCCCCUUCACCAUUCCUGAUCUUGUUAAUACACUCAGCCCAGCUAUAAUUCCGGAGCCGCCAGGAGUGAUCCCUAAGUACAGAGUAGCCCUCAAAACUGCUGGAUGUGAUCCAAAAUCACGAACAAAACAAGAAACGCCGACUUAGCCAAAGUAAAAACAAAACAACAAACUUAUAUUUGUCAGGAGUCACAGCUCCUCAAACACAUUAGCCAUGUGAUCCUGCACGUCUUAAGUGGUGGAGGGGGAAAGAGGUCAGGUGUACCUUCAAAAUAUGAUUUGGAAUGAAAAACGCACACAAUGCAGGGGAUCAUAAAGCAAGGUGAUAGAUACUCUGCACACACAGCUGCCAAGGCGCAGGAAUCCGGUUUGAAGCAAAGCUGUUUCCGGCAUUCCCACAACCCCCUCGACUCCGGCCCCGCCUCCCGCGUGGCAUCGCUGUCACUAUGGCAACAAGCACACAGCCGCGGCGGUUACUCUAGGCGGGCGCACGACUCCGAGGUCUGUCCCGACCCCGCUGACUCCCUACAUUGACCUCCUUCGGACGAAGGGCGAAGAGCCCCGGUGCAGAAUGGCCAGGGGGACCGCCCCUUCCCCGCUGGAGGACUUGGACCUGAGCGGCGAGGAGGUCCGGCGCCUGACCUCCGCCUUCCAGGACCCCGAGUUCCGGCGCCUCUUCUCCGAAUAUGCCGAGGAACUCACGGACCCGGAGAACCGGCGGCGCUACGAGGAGGAGAUCACCGCGCUGGAGCGUGAGCGCGGCGUGGAGGUGCGGUUCGUGCACCCGCAGCCGGGCCACGUGUUGCGCACCAGUCUGGACGGGGCGCGACGCUGCUUCGUGAACGUGUGUAGCAACGCGCUGGUGGGCGCGCCCAGCUGCCGGCCGGGAGCCAAGGCCGCGGUGGCCGGCAGCCACUGGUCUCUGCCCUACAGCUUGGCCCCCGGCCGCGAGUACGCCGGGCGUGGCGGCACCCGCUACACCGUCUACGACGUGGUCUACCACCCGGACACGCUCGCGCUGGCCCGGCGUCACGAGCCCUUCCGCCAGAUGCUGGACGCCACGGCCCUGGAUGCUGUGGAGCGGCAGUUCCACGUGAAGCUGGACCGCAGGAAUGCCAAGACCUUGAAGAUCAAGUACAAGGGGACCCCGGAGGCAGCCGUGCUACGCACGCCCCUGCCCGGGGGCGCCCCUGCCCGGCCGGACGGGGAGCCCGAGAAUCCUCUCCCCGAUUUCCCUUACCCCUACCCCGCCGCCGCGGGGAGCUCCGCGGCCCGCCAGCCGCCCGCGGCCCCCCGGCCCGAGGCGGUCCCGCCGGCCGCCCCCACCGAGCCUCGCUACAGCGUGGUGCAGCGCCACCACGUGGACCUCCAGGAUUACCGAUGCUCGCGGGACUCGGCCCCCAGCCCGGUGCCCAAGGAGCUGGUGGUCACCAUCGAGCUGCCGCUGCUCCGUUCCGCGGAGCAGGCGGCGCUGGAAGUGACGGGGAAGCUUCUGAGCCUCGACUCGAGGAAACCCGACUACCGGCUGCGGCUCUCGCUCCCGUACGCGGUGGACGACAGCCGCGGCAAAGCGCAGUUCAACAAGGCCCGGCGGCAGCUGGUGAUCACGCUGCCCGUGGCGCCGGGGGCCGCGCGCCCGGGACCCGCUCUCGAGCCGGAAGAGCCGGCCGGAACUGACGGCGCUCCCUGCGCUUCCGCCGGCGACGGGGAGGCGGGCCCGGCUGGGGGGCGCGCGGGGGACCGAGCCUCGAGUCCCAGCCACGCCGCGCCAGGGGACGCCGCGAUCCGCGACUCGCCCGCCGCAGCCGGAGAGCCGCUCGUCUCCGCGCCGGAGGGACGCGACUGUGGAGAGCGAGUGGCGACCGCCGCGGCUAGCGAGGAGGAGGCGCCCCCCGGAGCCGGGGGCUCCCGGUGCCCUUCACCUGCGGACCCAAGAGGAAACGUGUGCGGCGCUCUGGGCUCGGAGACGCACGUGGCGCCGUUGGAUGGAGCCAUGGGAGGCCCCGACGCCAGUCGCGGGGUAGCUUUGUGUCCACCUCUGCAGUGUGACCAGGACGGAGAGUCCCUGACUCUGCUCGUUCGAGUGCCCCGCAUCCAGCCGCAAAGUCUUCAAGGGGACUUGAGCCCCCAACGGUACAAACUAGUCUUCUCCACAGAGGACUCUGUGUCUUAUUCCUUCUUGUUGCAGUUUGCUCCAGAGAAUAAACUGAGCCCCAGAGAACCUGUCAUUGACAUCUCUUCAAACAAUGCAGUGAUCGAAUUCGCCAAAUCUCCAGAGAGCCAUGGACAUUGGAGAGAGUGGUAUUACGGUUUAAACGACGAUUCUCUGGAGGAAAGAUUGUUUGUCAAUGAAGAUAAUGUUAAUGAGUUUCUUGAAGAAGUCAUGAGUUCUCCAUUCAAACAGACAAAUCCUCUAGCCUCACCAUUAAUAGAAGUUCUGCAGGUUACUGACAGCAAAAUUGAAAUUCAUGCAAAGUUGCAAGAAAAUAGUAACUCUGAUCAGCUUCAUGAAAAAGAAGAAAGAGUCAAUGAAGGAAGUCAUCUUGCAGAAAAAGAAAAUAUAGAAUUUCCUACUACCUCAAAAAAUAAUUCUGAUUCAUCCUUUAUCGUUAAAGUACUAGAAACAGAUGGUUGUGAUUCAGUUGCAUGCUUGCAGCAAGACUCAAUUGAUGGUUCUCAAAUACUAUCUGGAAAGUCUCAGCAACCUGAAUCAGAAAUGAAACCAGAAUAUAAACAAGAAAAAGACGCUAUUUUCUCAAAGGAGGAAAAAGAUAAUUCGAAAGGAAAAGAAAUAACUGAAGAGAAAGAAUUUGAUGGAGAUUAUCUGUCUUCAGUACCAAAUAAAACUAGAGUUCACAGUAUACCUGGUUUUGACACCAUUAAAGAAACCAAUAUGCAGGAUGGUAGUGUGCAAAUUAUUAAGGAUCAUGUGACCAACUGUGCAUUCAGCUUUCAGAAUUCUCUGCUGUAUGACUUGGAUUAAUUCUAUAUAUGUCUAGAAAGGUAAAAGAAUAAAACUUAUAAAACUUAAAAUAGGUCCUGUUAAGUCCUGUUAUUUUUAAAAUGAGAUGUGCAAGAAAGUAUAAAAUUAAAUUUGGAGGGUGGAGAGAGUAUAAUGGGUAAAGGCUACUUGGAUGUGACCCAAAAGCUAAAAAAAAUUAAAAUCUGUAUUAAGGGGGAAACAAGAUUUUUAUUUAAUUUUUAUUUUGGAUCUAGAUAGUUUAUACAAAGCUUCCUGAUCAUAAAGAUACAUUUUAUGAUUUAUAUAUAGAUAAAAUGGAGUUCACUAUUAAUUUAAUAAAGUUAACUUAUGUAUGUCUUCGCUUCCUUUGUUUCAGAAUAUCCCUAAAUGGCGUGCCACAUAAAGUUAUUACUAAGAAUGCAGUUCACUAGAAAUACGAAUGUGUGUUAUUUGGAAGAGUAGAAUCUCAAAAUAUUUAUGAAUCUCACUAGGAUGUUAAAAUUGAUUCUUAGUGAAAUGAACUUCACUAAACAGCAGCCCACCAAUAAUAUAAAUACACCAAAUGAAACUAUUUUUGUUUCAACUCUACUUCAGUCUUUUGUUUGUCAUACAAAACAUAUGUUCUAUGGGUUAUUUUGUAAUAACUGAAAAUUUAGUUAAACUUUUUUGGAAGUUAUAUUUCUAAAAUAUAUUGAUUUUAUAGAAUACCUUUAGGAACUUUAGAAUAGGAUAAAGAAAUCUAGAAGUCUGUAAACAUAGCAAAAUUGUUAUAUAUCACACAAAAACAACAAAAAGCCUGUUUUGUAAACAGUUUGUAUUAUAACACCUUGAGAGGGCUGCAGGUAGUUUCUGUGACUGGUUAAAUUAUUAGUUUUGUAACCAGUAGAUAAUCCUAGAUUUCUCAAAAGAUUUUUGGAGAGCAACCCAGGACAGCUGAGAAUAACCAAAGCACCCAAAAUACAAUCCAGCAAGUUUUAGGAUCAUUUAAAAGAUAACAGGAAGUAAAAUCUUUGCAGAUCUAGUUGCUAAGCCGAAGGCCUUGAGGUGAUCCAGUUACCUUAGUCCUAGAUAUCCUAUAACUUUAGUCCUUUGAACUGGGAAGGUUAGAGCACACACAACAAACUGGUACAAAGUCUGACAGUUCAUUGAUUUUUUCAUUUACAACCUUGGUAAAAUCUGAAGCCAGAUGGAGCUGGGGCAUUAUAAAGGUAGCACAUAAAGCAGAAGAAUUUUAUUUACCUUAUCUUCACUGUAAUCCUGUUAUUCAUCAAUUUACUUCAGCGGGCACCAGUAACGUCUCUAUUACAUUCAGCCCUGAGAUCUUAGCAGCCUCUCCUUACUCAUCUUUCCCAACGAUUGGAGGCUUUUUCAGUGUCAGAGGAAUGAGAUCUAUCGUUACUGUUUUUGGCAAAUCGAAUAUACCACGGGUAGCUUGCUAGGCUCUACCGUGUGGGUGGGCUACUCUCGGUAGUUUGGCAGGCUCUCCAAGAGGUAUGUAUAUAUCUUUUACUGUAUUUGGGAUAUGAAUACACCACGGGGAGCCUUACCUUACUCACCUUAGAGAAUACUAUUUCAACAAUUUAGUGAAAAGAGACUGAUAUGCUGUUUUCUUUGAAAUGGAUGUACACAAAUUGGUUUUGAAUUUUUGGUUGAAGCCAAUUUACAUGCAGCUAAGGAAAACAUUUAAAUACAUAGAAAAGGGGCUAAGAGAUAGUAUAAAGCAGGUAAGGCAAUUGCUUUGCAGGUAGGUGCUCCAUCUGGGUUUGAUCCCUGGCAUCCCAUACGGUCCCCCAAACAAAGCCAGGAGUAAUUCCUGGGUGCAAAGCCAGGAGUUAACCUCUGAGCAUCACUGAGUGUGACCCCAAAAACUGGGAGACGGGAGAAGAGAAAUCCUUUAUUCAGUCUGCUUCCAAUUACUGUGUCCUUUCAAAAAGUAUGAUUUCAUGGGGGCGGAGCAAUAGUAGGGUGCUUGCCUUGCACUUGGCGGGCCAAGAACCACCAGGAGUAAGGAGUUAAGGCCUGAACACAGGAGGGUGUGGCCUAAAAAGCAACAGAAAGCACAAAAGCACCAUUUCUGUUAAACUACAGCAGGCAUCCCAGUAUGUUUCACUUGGCAUGACUGAACUUUGUAUAAUUUGAAAACAAAUUAGACUUACUUCACUUUACAGUUUUUUUUUAAAUCUGUGUAAUCUUGGCUAAUC